This is a messenger RNA of Geosmithia morbida, 1617 nucleotides long. RefSeq lists its product as uncharacterized. The coding region runs from base 1 to 1617 and encodes 538 amino acids. The transcript has 4 exons. The record is from RefSeq and is a predicted model, not a curated record. Lineage: Eukaryota; Fungi; Ascomycota; Sordariomycetes; Hypocreales; Bionectriaceae.
AUGGCGAACCACAGGCAACUAAUCCUGUGCCUGGUCAGCUUUGCAGUUCUGACCAUGCAAUGGCCGCAGGCGCAGGUAGUGGAUGACGAGAUGGCUCCCAAGCAGACUAGCACCACCACCACCACCACCACCACCACCCAGGACCUUGCUAUGCAGCCCCAGAGGACGCGUGAGUUGACCCCCGUCGAUCUCAGAUGGGGGAGCCUAUUCGAUGGCCAGGGCCGGCCCACCGAGCGACUUCGCAAUGUAUACCGUGGAGUCGGCGCCUUCGUCAUGAAAGACAUCAAUCCCAAUGCUAGCGUCAUAACCCCCGCCAUGAUGAAGGUGUUUUACACCCGAUUCGACUGCCGUUCCCAAGGGGACGAAGAGCUCAUCCCUCAUCUUGACAUCUUCGGAAACGUUGACCCUUCCAUGCUCCAGCUCAUGUACCAAGGUCUGGGGUGCGACUACCACCUCGUGCCCCUCCAGGGUAUGCGCACCCCCAUCAUUCCCGCCCUGACAGUCACUGGCUUCGCCCAGUGGAUGGAGCAGUUCGCCCUCGCCUGUCCCGGGAGCGAAUCGCGCCGUCUGGCUCGCGUGGUCGAGGCGCUCCCCAUCGACUGCUGCUACACGUCUGCCGCUCCCGGUGAGCAGUCCAAGACGGUGACCGAGAGGCUUCCCAAGCAGCUGUCGCGCCACCUCUUCCCCCCAAGGCACAACGCCGCCGUGAAGGAGGACAUCGCCGACGUGUACCGAGAUGCCCUGGUCCUCAACGACGACGAUCCCAGGCACACGCCCAGACGCCGCCCACGUAUCGUCAUGGUCGACCAGGACCCGCCGCCACCGCUCAGACAGCUGCCGCCGUCUCCCACGAGGCGCAGCACCUACUCGGUCAUCUCCGAGCCUUUGCUGCCGCCGCGGCAGGCCCUCUCGCCUCCCUGCGAUGACAGGGUGGUGCGCAGGAGAGACGGUCUCGAGUACGAGCCGGCGAGAGUAUACGUUAAGAGGAGUGACGACCGUGACCGCGAAAGUGAACUUGACCGUGAUCGCCGUCGGAUGAUCACGCCCCCGCACGAAGCCGAGCUGGAGCGCAGACUGACGCGCCGCUGGACCUCGGCCCCGAGGGACGACGAGGAGAGGAGGGUGACGCGUCGCCAGACGGCGCCCCCCGUCGACGUGGAGGAGGAGCGCAGGCUGGACCGCCGCUCGAGCAGGAAGGACCCCGCCCCAGACCGUCACCACCACCACCACCACCGCCAUCACCGCAAGCAGGAGAGGUCCCCAUCCCCCCCACCUGAGAAGCGUAAGCGCCACAGAACCUUCUCCGACAGUCUCCGGUCCUUGGACCUCCUGACCGGCAUGUCGGGCAUGCAGAGCACCGUCGGUUGGGGCACCGCCGGCGGGAGCCGCACCCACCGCCACUCCCGCGACAAGGAAAAGGAGUCCCGCGUCAAGGAGAGGGACCACCGUGGGAAGGUCAGAGAAUACCGUGGCAAGCAGAACGAGUAUUACCAUCACAGCCGUCCCAAGUCGAAGACGUUUCCCGCCUCUGUCGUGUCGAUACCUGCGAGGCAUGUUGGCGUCUGCGAGCCUGGCACGGAUGAGGAGUGGCUUCGUGAGAACGGCUAUACCGUGUGA